This is a messenger RNA of Brassicogethes aeneus, 4453 nucleotides long. Lineage: Eukaryota; Metazoa; Arthropoda; Insecta; Coleoptera; Nitidulidae. The record is from the annotation of a GenBank genome assembly.
ACGUGGCUCUCCUUAUUUGUACUGAUAAAUUAUCUGGGUUGUCUUAUCGACGUGUUCAAUUGUUUCAGGACAUGUUCUCGAGUUUACUGUCGAGCCGACUGACACCGUCGUCGAGUCCGGCCAAUCGGCUGUGCUUGAUUGCGUUGUCAAGGCGUCCCAGCAUCAAUCCAGCGUGCUGAUACAGUGGAUGGACAAGGAUGCAUCGACACUUAAUUUUCUUGGAGACACCUACAGGAGUCAACUGACGAACGGAUCGCUUUACAUAAGCAACAUCACGGAGGAACAACGAUUGACGGGCACUUAUCAAUGCGUCGCCGAGCUGCCGAACAUCGGCAAAAUCAUCAGCCGCACUGCCACACUCAGCAUUGCGAAAUUGCACGGUUUUUUCGAAGAACCGAAAAACAUAACCGUGUAUUUGGGCCAAAAAGCGCAUUUCGCUUGUUCAGCAAACGCAUCGCCACCUACGAGAAUACGAUGGUUUAAAGACGAUCGACCGUUGCAAAUCGACGAGUUAAGAAUGACAGUUUUACCCUCCGGAGCACUGGAAAUCGACGAAGUACAAGAAUCUGACCAGGGCUGGUACCGAUGCAACGUAACUGGUUACAAUUCCUACAUAGUAAGUAGCAUAGCUAGUUUGACAAUCAACGGGGACCAAGAUAAGGCUGCUCAAACCGCGCCGCCGAAUUUUAUUGCCGCCCCCAGGUCGGAGGUGGUAAUCGAGGGGCAAAACAUAUCCUUGGAUUGUGCGGCUAACGGGAAUCCAUAUCCUACGAUAAGUUGGUUGAAGGACGGGUACAAUAUCGACAUGAACGACUUGGACAGUAGAUUUAGCCGGGUGGGAUCAACAAACUCGUUAAGGAUAACGAAAAUCAAGGAAGAAGACGCGGGAACAUAUCAAUGUCGAGCCGAAAACAGGGAAGACAGUUUUGAUGAGUCUGCGAUAAUCCAAGUUCAAGUGCCUCCUAGAUUCUUAACAAAACCUCAGGACAAAAUAGAACACGUAUCAAACAAUGUAGAAUUGCAGUGUAACGUUUUUGGUAAACCUGAACCAAAAAUCCAAUGGUUUAGGAAUGGCGAAUCCAUAGGCCAUAGUGAAUAUUACAACAUUGUCAAUGGCCAUAAUUUAAAAAUUACCGGACUGCUUAGCGAAGAUUCCGGUAUUUUUCAAUGUUUUGCCACCAAUCCGGCCGGAAAUAUUCAAGCUGCCGCCAGUUUACGUGUCAUUUCCAAUACGGACAAGCGAAAACCGCAAAAAGUUAAACAGAAAAAAGCUAGACCGCAAUUCGACGAGCAACUAAUAAAAAAGCAACAAUCCAAAAACAUAUUUAACAACCUGAAAGCGGACUUUCCGUCCGACGCCGAAGCCCACGACUUCGGCCUUCUGCCGACUAACUCUAAAUACGACCCCCAUCGAGCUUUUUCCUCUUUAAAAAGUAGCAGCGACCCGUUCGAUAGCGACCUGGGUUAUUUCGAAUCCGCUUUUUCUCCCACUUUAACCCGCCCCCGUGCAGGAAACGCAGAAAAGAAGAUCAUCGACGGACUGCCCGGGCCACCCCAGGACCUUAAGGCGCUCAUUGUCAAAGCGAGAUUUAUUAUCCUCGGAUGGCACCAACCGCUGGAGAAUAGCGACGAUAUUCAGGCCUAUUCAGUGUUUUACAAGCAGGAAGGAAGCGAAAGAGAGAGAGUCCAAAACACAACAAGAUCGAAACUGGAAGAAAUAAGCAUACAAAACUUACUACCCGGCAAAGUGUACCAUUUCCGGGUGGUGGCUUUCAACCAAAAAGGGGCAGGAAUUUCCUCCAAACCUUUAACAGUUACCACUCAAAGUGAAGAAUACGUAGCCACUGCCCCACAACAGUUUGAAGUGUUCGCCACCGGCGCCAGAAGCAUUCACGUCACCUGGGAACCCCCGCAAAAUCCCAAUGGGGUUAUCAUUAAGUACAACGCUUAUUAUAUGAAGGCUGGUGGUUCUUUGGAACACAAAGUGGACACAUCAGAAACAUCAUAUGAUCUAACCGGAUUGUUUCCGUAUACUGAAUACAGUAUAUGGGUGGUUGCUGUCAAUAACAAUGGCCCAGGCGCGGCCACGGAUGAAAAAUUAGUGAGAACGUUCAGUGAUGUGCCAUCAGAACCCCCAAAUAAUGUAACAUUAGAACCUACAAGCACUAGCAUUUUGGUAAGGUGGGAACCGCCAUCUUUGGAAGCCCAAAAUGGGGUUAUUUUGGGCUACAAAAUAAAAUACCGCAAAGAAGGAAGAAAACCAACGAACAUCCAAACGGAAGCCAAUAUACACCACCACACCAUAAGCGAUUUAGAAAGGGGUGUGAAAUACUCUGUAAGGUUGUGGGCUCUUAAUAUAAAUGGUUCCAGUCCCCCUACAGAUUGGUUUGACACCAUAACUUACGAAACCGACAUGAAUGAAGAUAAAGUACCUGAAAAGCCCGCUUAUAUUAGAGUUCGUUCCAUGUCCGAUGUUCUGUUCGUUAUUUGGGGUCCCCCAUUAAAACAAAAUACACGAGUGCGUAACUACGUCUUGGGUUGGGGAAAAGGAGUACCUGAUAUGUACAGCACGGAGUUGCACGAAAAUAACCGAACUUAUGUUAUAAAAGGUUUGGAACCGAAUUCCGAAUAUGUGUUGAGUAUAAGAGCCAGCAACCAAAUGGGUACUGGACCGCCAACAUACACGACCGUAAGAACCCAGGAAGAGCCCCCUCCAGAACCGGCUGCAGCCCUGAUGCCUCCUAUUGGGCUUAAGGCGCAUGUUAUAACACCUCAGACGGUGGUGCUGUAUUGGUCAGAUCCUACAUUAAAAUAUCAGAGCGUACGGGAUAAUAGAGUGUAUGUUAUAAAAUACACAGUUGAGAAAUCUUCAAAAAAUCGUUUUGAGAAUACGUCAGAUCUGAAUUAUAUGAUCAACGACCUGAAACCGAAUACGAAUUAUGAGUUUUCAGUAAAACUUGUUAAAGGUUCAAAAGAGAGUCCCUGGAGCAUGGUGGUUUCGAACAAAACGUUCGAGUUGCCUCCAAACGUUCCGCCGCGCGACCUCGAUAUCCACUUCAAAGACGAAGAGUCGCAAUUGGUGGAGCUCUCGUGGCAGCCUCCCAAGAUAACGAGCGGUCGCAUAACGGGCUACGUGAUUUUGUUCACGGAAAACAAAACGAAGAACGAUCGGGAGUGGCAAGCGUUGGCCGUCAAAGGCGACAAUCAUUCGAGCGUCAUAUACGACUUGAAGCCGUUCACGCAGUAUUAUUUCAAGGUGCAGGCCAGGAACAGUAGGGGUUACGGGCCGUUUUCCAAUGUGGUGACUUUUAGAACGGGACAAAAUGUUGCCUCAAUUAGUAUUCACCAAAAUAGUGAUUCUCCCGGCAUCUUCUCUAAAAGCUUCCUCCUCUAUCUUCUCGGAGUAGGCUGUUUCGUUGCCGUGGCAACAGUCGCAGGCGUGGUGAUUUUCCUGUGCUGUCGAAGGAAGGACCCUGCCACCACGUCCCCAGAUCGCAGUAAAAAAGGCUACCAAAAGGGUACUCAAAACAUCAAACCCCCGGAUCUGUGGAUCCACCACGACCAGAUGGAGUUAAAGGCUAUGGAGAAAAGGCACUCUAAUAAUGACGGCGCUAGCAGCAGUGGCGCCAUGACGCUGCCCCGGAGCGUCGGCGGAAACGAUUACGAUAAUCACGAUCAUAUGAAUACCAAUUCCCUGGAUAAGAGGAAUUAUGCUGCCAGUAAUUAUGGAGGUAGUUCUACAGAUCAAUCACUGAAAAGAACCCUAAAAUCCAAACCAAUUAUUUCAUUGCCAGUCGAUUCUAAACCGCCCAGAGAACCAAUUGCGACUCCAAUAAACACAGCAACUUUAAGCCAAUCGAGUUCAGAUUCGACUCCAUCUAGUAGGCCGUCUUACCAAAGAACAGGCUACUCGAUGCCGCGAACAAUGGUGUCAAACGAUGCUCAUAUGUCAAAUACGCCACCGCCAAUGGAAAACCUCUAUUCUGCGCAUCCAGGGCACACUACCUACGACACGACCACGCCCUCUGGCUAUAUUAGCCAACCUCCUAUAACACACGUGCCACCUGGUAGUACUUACGCCCCUGGUAUGAAUAUUUUGGCCGAUCAGGCGGCCAAAAGGGCUCAGGGACAGGGGCACCCUCUGAAAAGCUUUACAGUGCCUGCGCCACCCCCCAUUUCCGCCCCUGGUACACCACAGGCCAAACAUAUUGUUACAGUCCGACCUAAUUCCUCACCAUUUAAAAAGGCACCAACAACAAGUGGUAGCGCGAGCACGUUGACGGGCACGCCGCCCUCUAGGAUCAGUGCCGCCAACGCGCCGCCGCACACGCCCGAAGAGGUUCAGCGCCUCCAUUCGUCGCACUCGACCGAGGAACUCAAUCAGGAGAUGGCGAACCUCGAGGGGCUCAUGCUGACCUUAAACGCGAUCACGGCCAACGAAUUCGAGUGCUAA